Messenger RNA from Effrenium voratum, 990 nucleotides. The record is from the annotation of a GenBank genome assembly. Lineage: Eukaryota; Dinophyceae; Suessiales; Symbiodiniaceae.
AUGCCGCGGCGGGUACUCUUUCCGCACCUGCUGUGCCCGGAGGAAAGCCCUCCACCGGAAAAGGGCCGGGGUGCUGCCACGCCGCAGAAACUGACAGGCAAGCGCCGGUUGGAGCCGAAAGAGGCUCCGCUCGGGAAGCCGCUGGCGAUCGCGGGCCGGCGGAAGGAAGCGAAGGGAGCGGAAGCACCCGGUCCGGAAGCGGAUGAGGCGAAAGAGGCAGUGCAACCGCCAGAGUCGAGGCACACGCCGAAGCCUGAGCCGCCCUUGGCAAGCGAUGAGGUGGUCUUCAGCUGGUCGGGGCUGCUGGUGACCUCCCGGGAUCUCCAGUGCCUGGAGGAUGGCGAGAUGCUGAACGACGCUGUCGUGGAUUUCUUCCUGCAGCUCAUGCAGAGCUUCCUCCCCUCGCGCGACCUGUUGGUCUUCUCCAGCCACUUCUUCACACGGCUGACGGCGGCGCAGGCGACAAACGGCGAAGUUGGCUGGGAGAACGUGAAGGGAUGGACCAAGAAGAAGUCGCUAUUUGCUCAGAAGCUCCUGGUGGUGCCGAUCAAUUGCGAGCUCCACUGGUGGCUCGCCCUGCUGCACCUGGAUGCCUCUGCUUGCUGCCUCUCCUGGUUGGACUCCUUGCCUGGCAAGGAGUCUCGGUACCUACAUGUCCAGCGGUUCCUGUCAGGCUACCUUCGCCGCGAGAGCCGUGAGCGCGGCACUCCGCCUCUCGAGGGUCCUGUGGCGUCGCGCCACCUACCAGCACAGCUUCAGGACAACGGCGUGGAUUGUGGAGUAUUCCUCCUGGACAACGUGUGGCGCCUGCUUUGCGCAGGGGGAUCUGUGGAUGAUGUGGAGUGGUGCAGCCAGGCCGCCGCGGCGUCGCGCCGCGCCAAGCUCCGGCGGAUUUCGUAUCGCCUGGCGCAGCUGAGGGGCGAUGCCGCGGUGUUGGUGGAGCAGCCAGAGCUUUUGGCCAAGCUGCAGCAGAUCUGGGGCCGACCCUGA